CCUGUGCUAGAGGGCUUUAAACCUAGCUGCCUGCUGCCUCCUCCUGGUGCUCAUCUUUGGGGAGGGGGAAAAAAAAAGAAGCCUGAAUGGUUGCUAGGAGCGACUAACAACAAACAGCAGUCCUCGCAGCUUACAGCAAGAAGCUACGGAUAGUAACGCAGCGAGAAAAAGAAAAAAAAUUACAACCUUAGAGCUCAAAUUAGAUCUUCAUCUUGGGGUGACUCGAGAUUGAUGUGCAAUGUUGAGUCCCGCUUUGGCAGUUUUUCCAGAGAUGAGCUGGGAGGAAUGUUACGCUGUUCCCGGGGCCAAUGUUGAAAACAAGGCUUUAAUUGAAGAGAUCCUCAGGAAGAGGAAGGAACUAUCGCAAUUGAUAAGCAGGAGAGAAAAUCAUAAAGACCAAACACAACUGGCAACGGAAUUCCUGAAACACGUUGAAGCAGAGCUGCACAAUUUGGAGGCCCUAUGCCAGGCCAAAGACAGAGAAGCAGAUCUGGAGACGCACUUCACUGCCAUCGCCCAGAGAGAAAUUGGCCACCUGGCGCAGGAAACCGCUCAGAUGCGAAAUGAGCUUCGAUCUUUGGCCGAGAGGAAGAACACGCUUGAGGAUCACAUCUUCAAGGCGAAACAGAAGCUGCAGCGCUUUCGCACUCAAAUGAACUGGGACCAGCGGGCCAUGGAUUCUUUUUUGGAGGAGUCGGCACGAAAAGAGGACGACGUGAUGGCCAUCGUCAAGUAUUCGCAGCAGGAUGAACAGAGGAUCAAGGGCCUCACUUUGGCCAUCGAGAGGACAACGCUGGAGGCCAAUAAGAAGCGCAAAGCUCUUGACAUGCAAAUGACUGAAAAUUUAUCUGUACAGAUUGCUUUAGACAAGACAACGGAGCAUUUGCAGCAGGCUCAUCGGGAAACCGAGAAGAUCAUGCACCAGUGGGAAAACACCAUCCAACAGAUGAAGCAAAGAGAUGCUGAUACACAACACUGGGCUCUGAAUCUCGCAGAGACCAACCGGCUCAUCAGGGAAAAGAAUGGCCAGUUGACAGAAAUGAAGCACUUGUACGACUCGCAGAUGAACGACAACAAGGAAAACGAGAGGAAAUUGACCGCAGCCAAUCGUCAGGCUGCAAAACUGCGGCAGGAACUGAAGGAGCAGGAGAAGAAUUAUUUGGAGUUGAAGGAUGAGGAAAAAAGCUGCAAAACCUCGCUGGAUAAAACAGCUUCCACCGUGGAGUCAAUGAAGUCCCACAUCGCCAGGCUCAAAGAUCAAAUCCAGAAAAACAAUGUCAAACUCAAGCAAACCUUGAGCCAAAAUUCGGCCCUUGAGGAGAAGCUGAAAGCUGUGACGCAGAACGCCCUGAGCGAGAAAGAGAAAGCUGCCCAAAUGGAACAGUUCCUCACAGACGAGGAGCAGGCCAUUAAGGAGUUGGAUGUCCAACUGCGUGACUGCAGGGAGGAGCUCUUCCGUUGUAAGCAGCAUGUUGACAACCUCAAGAGAAUGGAGAAGGACUCUUUGGCACAAGAGUUGUGGGGCAAAUCCACCAUCAGCAAUUUGGAACGAAAGCUCAGCAAACAGGAGAAGCAUUUGAGGAGGCAGCAGAUGAUCAUGAGUGAAAAAGACUUCCAGAUCGUCUUUCUGGAGAAGAAGCUCGCUCGACUGCAAGGCGUUCACGACUCGGAUGAGAAGCAAGUGUUAGAAAUGAAGAUGGGUGAACUGACCAAAGCCCUCGACGACAUGAUGAAGACGUCCGGCAAGAUCAUCAACGCAAUCAAAGAAUCUGAAGGUGACAUUCGCUAUUUGAGGAAAGAGAAUGACAAGUCAGCAGCCGAGAAGGAAGAACUCUUCAACAAAGUUGAAGAGUUGAAGCUCAUCAACAAUAAUACUGAAAAAGAGCUGAAGAGACUUGGCCUCAAUAAGCAGGAACAGCUCGUAGAGCAGAACAUCUUCAAGCUGGAGGUGAAGCGCAAGAGGGACCUUCUGUUCAACAAAGCCAACGGCGUGCUCUCGUUGGAGAAAAGACAACUGAAUGUGAAGAAAGCCAUCCAAGGGAGGCAAGAGGAGAUCAAAAUCUACAGUCAAAUGCUCAGUCAGGAGCUGAAGACCACCGAGCAGGAGAGACAGAAAAUCAGCGCUGACCUGAACAGAAAGUUGUCCAAAAUUGAUGGCGUGAAGAAACAUUUUGAAGUUGUGACCUUUUCAAUGGCAACCUCUGGGGAGGAUGAGGAAGAUGUGGUGAAGUGUCAAGCUCGCUACAUUGCUGAGGCGGCGCUACAGAGAGCAGAACUGAUGGAGCAGGCGGAAUGUCUGACUGCCAAAAUACGCAAAGCCGAGCAAGAAAAUAAAGCUCUGCAGAACACAACGCUGCUGUUCAAUGUCAGCAAUUCAGGAUUCCACACGUCGGUCGCCAAAGCAAAAGAAUCCAGCCCAGAAUACCAGGAAAAAAUCAGGAUGGAAGAGCAGCUACGUUUGGUUGAAAGCACACUGAAGUACAAGAGAAGACAAGUUGGAGAGCUUCAGCAAGACCAACUGGAACUGAACAACACCUUGGACAGUCUCCUACGGGCGAAACAGGUGGAGAACCAAAAGAUCGAACACACACAGUCCGUCAUCAGCAAAUUGAAUCGGGAGGUUGCCUCUCAGCAGGAAAAGAUUAACAGAGCCACAAAACAGUGCUCUAAACUAACACAAAAGAUCCGCUGCUCAAGAAACACCAAGUCAGAGACUUUCGAGGAGAAGGACGUCAAGCUGAGACAGUUAAAAGAUUUAGACAGGAGUAUCAACAAGAUGCUUCAUGAUGCCACAAAGGACAGACCUGACCUCAGAUCAGUAUUGGAGAAGUACUUUCUACAGACCAACUUGUCUUUUCCGUCUCCUCCGUCCACACCCGGCAGCCACAGAAGCUCCAAGACCAAUUCAGCUCGCAUUUCCACCUCUGCCAGGUCUGACACACACAUUUGGAGCCCUAUUUUUGUGAUCAAUGCAAUUCUGGUGCGAAGUGCAGUCUUAACUUUGCACAUGGUUGGAAUGUUCCCUUUUUUGCGGGGUAUUUUCCUAGACUCACAAAUGUGGAAGAGGGCAACAGUUUCAGGAUGGGAUCAAAUUGAUACUGGGUGUUGACUUUGAAAUAAACAUUCAAUCAAUAAAAAAGUGUCAAUGUCUAAAUGUACUGUCCUCCAACCU
This is a messenger RNA of Hippocampus comes (tiger tail seahorse), 3172 nucleotides long. RefSeq names its product coiled-coil domain-containing protein 39-like. The record is from RefSeq and is a predicted model, not a curated record. The coding region runs from base 239 to 3109 and encodes 956 amino acids. Gene Ontology annotation, cellular component: axoneme. NCBI's taxonomy places the organism in Eukaryota, Metazoa, Chordata, Actinopteri, Syngnathiformes, Syngnathidae. The transcript is spliced from 19 exons. Gene Ontology annotation, biological process: inner dynein arm assembly; cilium-dependent cell motility; epithelial cilium movement involved in determination of left/right asymmetry.